Molecule: messenger RNA, 1350 nt
Organism: Scedosporium apiospermum
Lineage: Eukaryota; Fungi; Ascomycota; Sordariomycetes; Microascales; Microascaceae
Exons: 2
Coding region: 1-1350 (449 amino acids)
Cellular component (GO): nucleus
Molecular function (GO): cis-regulatory region sequence-specific DNA binding; protein binding
Source: RefSeq, a predicted model, not a curated record
AUGCGUUUCUCCGAGCCUGUGGUGAAGGCUUCGGGGGCAUCAUGGGGCUUUGAUACGUCCUCAGUUGCGACUGCUUCUAUUCCACCACAUCCUCUCGGAAUCAAGCCCCUCGGAAACCAGUACUUCGCGAGCGAGCCAAAUGCGAGGGCAUCGCUGGGCACUUUCAAGCUCUUUCCCGAUGAGAUGCUGAUGCUGUUCCUCGAAUAUUUGGACGCUUCUUCACUUCGCCUGGUGGGUUCCACAAGCAAAUUCCUCUACGCAGCAUCCAGAUACGAUGACUUGUGGAAAACACUCUACUUAGAUAAUAUCAACCUGUCAGCCUUUGCGACAGGUAUACCGGCACACAACGAGAUAGCUCGAUUAGAGAACCUGGACUACACCGAGUUCGCUGCCAAUUGGGCUGAAAAACCAUUCAUACUCACCAAGUGCAUCCAGGAUUGGCCGGCUUCAAAAGAAUGGAGCCUAGACUUCUUCCUGAACAGGCACAAGGAUGUAGUAUUUCGCGCCGAGUCUGUAGACUGGACCUUUGACACUUACGCCAAGUACAUGGAAUCGACCACAGACGAGAGCCCCUUAUACCUUUUCGAUCGCAGAUUCGCGGAGCAGAUGGGGAUCUCGGUGGGCCGGGAGCCUGGGGCGGCGUACUGGAAACCGGAAUGCUUUGGACCUGAUUUAUUUGAACUCCUCGGCGAGGAGCGACCAGCACACCGCUGGCUCAUCAUCGGGCCACAACGCAGCGGGUCGACUUUCCACAAAGAUCCGAACGCCACAAGCGCCUGGAAUGCUGUCAUCCAGGGAGCGAAGUACUGGAUCAUGUUUCCUCCCGACGCGGAAGUCCCCGGCGUAUACGUCUCUAGCGACAAGAGCGAGGUUACUAGUCCUCUGAGCAUAGCCGAAUGGCUCCUAGAAUUCCAUACGGAAGGCCGAAGAGUACCAGGCUGCAUCGAAGGUGUGUGUGCCCAGGGUGAGAUUUUGCAUGUACCAAGCGGAUGGUGGCAUUUAGUUGUCAACCUCGAGCCGGGUAUUGCUCUUACGCAAAAUUUUAUCCCCGAAUCUCCUAGUCUCUAUCAUCUAUCGGAAGCUAUCGAGUUUCUGAGGGAUAAGCCGGCCCAGGUAACCGGGUUCAAGCGAGACAUUGCGGACCCUUACCAACUUUUCUCGGACCGGCUCAGGAGCGAGAACCCUGAACUUCUCGAGAAGGCCCUCGCGGUUCUAGAAGCAAGGAAGGCGGGGAGGAAGCGUAAGUGGGAUGCGGCCGUGGCCGGGGACGGUCAGGAUGGCGAAGGCGGCUUUAGCUUCGGUUUUGGGGAAGAUGAUGACGAGGGCGAGGAUGAGGAUGAGGUCUUAUGA